Messenger RNA from Ectocarpus sp. CCAP 1310/34, 2402 nucleotides. The record is from the annotation of a GenBank genome assembly. Lineage: Eukaryota; Phaeophyceae; Ectocarpales; Ectocarpaceae.
AUGCAUGUGCAGGGGAACCUCGUGGAGAAGAAGUACCCGAACCUUCUCACGGAGGAGUGUAAGGUCGCCAAACCGGACAAGGUGCUCAAGUAUGGAACAGCCGGGUUCCGGGAUCGCGCCGAGCUGCUGGACUCGACGUUCCUGCGCAUGGGCAUGCUGGCGGUUUUAAGGAGCCGCAAAACCGGCCUAGCCGUGGGCCUGAUGGUCACGGCGUCGCACAACGCCGAGCCCGACAACGGCAUCAAGAUGGUGGACCCGAACGGCGGCAUGUUGUCGCAGGACUGGGAGGGAUACGCGGAGAUGCUGGCCAACACGCCCAACGGAAAGGUUUCGGAAUCUCUCGCCCAAAUCUACACCAAGGAGGGAAUCUCUCUCUCGAAGCCCAAGGACGGCAAGGGUGCUGCCGGCAAGGUCGGGGAGGGGGGGGGCGACGGGGAGAACGAGGAGUUCACCCCGGUUGUCUAUGUUGCCAAGGACACCAGGCCCCACAGCCCGAAGCUUGCCGCCCUCGCUCUCCUGGGCAUCUCUCUAGUCGGUGGGGAGGGGCUCGACCAAGGCGUCAUGACGACGCCAAUGUUGCACCACUGCGUCAGGAUGGCGAACGGGGAGGCCGGCUCGGGACCGUUUUGGGGGAAGGAGGAGUGGCGCGGAGAGGAGGGGUACUACAAGAUGCUAGCCUCGAGCUUCGCGGACCUCCUAGCCAGCGCGGAGGACCCUAAGAAGCGCGGCGGCUCGUGGUUUCAGCGGGCGGCAGCGAGGCAGCCGAACCCGGGAGCCGUGUUCGUCGACGCCGCCCACGGGGUGGGGGCGCCGAAGCUAGAAGCCCUGGCAAAGGUGUUGGCGGAAGAGAUGCCGGGGGGACGGCUAGAGGUGGAGGUGCGGAACCGCGUGGGCGCGGGGCAGUUGAACGAGGGCUGCGGGGCUGAGUGGGCGCAGAAGAAAGGAGUCCCGCCUUCCGGGGUAUCUGCGGCGAACGACACCGGCAAGCGUCUGUGCAGCUUCGACGGAGACGCGGACCGACUUGUGUACCACUUCUUCGACGACACUGGCAAAUGGGUUCUCCUAGACGGGGACAAGAUCGCCGCGCUGUGCGCUGCCUUCAUCCACGAGGAGCUGGCAAAGCUCGGUCUGGACAAGGAGUUUUCGAUGUCCGUGGUCCAGACUGCCUAUGCUAACGGGGGAUCGACCCAGUAUCUCAAGGCGCAGGGGGUCCCCGUGGCGAUCGCGAAGACGGGGGUGAAAUUCGUACACCACGAGGCGGAGAAGUACGACGUGGGGGUUUACUUCGAAGCGAACGGUCAUGGAACUGUCCUCUUCAAAGACAAGGUCUUGGCUCGCCUCGUCGACAUGCAGAAGACGAGCUCUAGUGACGCGGCGAUGGAGCAGUCUGUCCGCCGGCUGCUGUCCUCGGCGACGCUCAUCAACCAGGCCGUUGGAGACGCUCUGAGCGACCUGCUGUUUUGCGAGGCGGUGCUUCGCCUCAAGGGGUGGAGCUGCAAGGACUGGGCGGCGUUGUACGCGGAUCUCCCCAGCCGCCAGGCCAAGACCGCGGUGGCAGACCGCUCCAUCAUCACCUGCAGCCCAGACGAAACCAGCGCACUCCGCCCCCCCGGGCUUCAGGCCGCCCUCGACAAGGCCAUGGCUACCACCCCCAACGGCAGGUGCUUCGUGCGGCCGUCAGGAACGGAAGACGUCGUGCGCGUCUACGCCGAGGCUGACACCCGAGAGGCCGCUGACGCCCUGUGCCUUGAGGCCAUGCAAGCGGUUCACGACAUCGCGGGCGGUGUGGGGGAACGGCCUGCCUCCGUUUGAUGGAGUGCGGUGUUUCCUCAUGGUACCGUAGAGAAUCUCCGGUGCACUCGUACCUACUCUCAGCGGUUCAAUAGCUUAGAGGUUUGGAGCAUUAGGCCGAUAGCCGUGUUUACUGUUGUUGCGUUUUUCACAUGGCCAGGCCUCGACUUCUAAGACCACAGCAAAUGUUGUAAGGAUCAGAUUUAGUCAGCCGGUGGAGCUCUCUGGAACGAUGAACCAGCACCCGGUGCAUGCGCGUGGUAGAUCUCUCACCGCACUUUUUUAUGGAGUCCCUGUAGAGCGACAAGGUUUCGCGGUCUGUCUAGAACAUGCUGGACGGUCUCUGAAUGACGACAUGUUUGUCGCCCGCGAGAGGUAAAUCAGGAGCGUGAACUACUUGUUGUGCAUGUUCUUGCAGACCGGAUAGUAGAUAGUCGGGAAAAAACAGUGAACCAUAUUUCUGUGAAUCGGGAGUGUGUGCCCUUUUCUGGAUAGCUGGCCUGAUGACGAAAGGCGUCUGUCCGUGUCAGUUGGACCGGUAGAUGUUGGCAAGUACCUGAGCAACGACAAGAACGGCGUUUUUUUUGUUCUUGAAACUCCGGGACAACAAC